CUGCAUUGCUGAGUCCUGACACUGCCCGGGAUGGAGCGCUUGGCAGGACCAUGGGCACUCUUAUUACUUGGAUGUCUCGCUGCAUUGGAAUGUGUCACCCCUCAGAAUGUGUGUACUGGGACAGUGAAUGGCCUCAGUGUUACGGGUGAGGCUGAAUACCAACAUCUGACCUUGAAUAACAUGUACAACAACUGUCACAUCGUGAUGGGUAACCUGGAGAUUGUGCUCGUUGAGAACAAUAAAGAUCUGUCAUUCUUACAGUCUAUACGUGAAGUGUCGGGGUAUGUUUUGAUCGCUUUGAACAUUUUUACAUAUCUGCCGCUAGACAACCUCCGUGUGAUUCGAGGACAAAGUCUGUAUGAGGACAAAUAUUCUCUUUAUAUGACCCUUAAUAACCAGGUUAAUGGCACACGGGGCCUUCAGAUGCUUGGCUUCCAUCAGCUUACAGAAAUUCUGGCUGGAGGCAUCCAUAUAACCAAUAAUGAACAGCUGUGCUACACUAAUACCAUUGACUGGAAAGAUAUCAUUCGGGAUCCAAAAGCUCAGGUUGAAAUUGAAGAUAAUGCUGUGAUCUGUAAGCCUUGCAACUCUACCUGUGAUGGAAGGUGUUGGGGUGCAGAAGAGGGAGAUUGCCAGAAAUUAACAAAGAACAUUUGUGCAGGGCAGUGCAAUGGUCGUUGCUAUGGACAGGCCCCCUCGGAAUGCUGCCAUGAUGAGUGUGCAGGGGGCUGCACUGGAUCCUUAAACACUCAGUGCUUUUCUUGUCGGAACUUUAAUGAUAAUGGGACAUGUGUACCAAGAUGUUCUCAGCUGCUUUACAACCCUGUGACUGGUCAGAUGGAACACAGCCCUGAUGCUAAAUUCCAGUAUGGAGGAUCAUGUGUCAAGAACUGCCCCCAUAACUUUGUGGUGGAUCAGAAUUCGUGUGUCCGUGCUUGUCCCAGCAACAAGAUGGAAGUGACAAAGAAUGGGGUAAAGAUGUGUGAACCGUGUUCAGGCCUAUGCCCUAAAGCCUGUGAGGGAACAGGACCUGGUAGUAAAUAUCAAACAGUGGACUCUAGUAACAUUGAUAAGUUUGUUAACUGCACCAAAAUUCUUGGUAACCUGGACUUUCUUACCAUUGGUCUUUAUGGGGAUGAGUGGAUGAAUAUCUCAGCUUUGGAUCCCAACAAACUAAAUGUCUUCAGAACAGUGCAAGAGAUUACAGGAUACUUAAAUAUCCAGUCCUGGCCAAAGCACAUGAAUGACUUCAGUGUCUUCUCCAGUCUCACAACCAUAGGAGGUCGAACGCUUUACAACCGAGGAGUCUCCCUCCUUAUUAUGAAAAACAGUAAUGUGACUUUCCUGGGCUUCCGCUCACUGCGAGAUAUUAGCGCCGGGAAGGUUUACAUUACAGAGAAUGAGAACCUUUGCUAUUAUAACACCAUUGAAUGGGCACAAAUAUUUUCAAACAAACAGCCAAACUUUGAUAUAAAGAAUAACAAAGCUCAAACUACCUGUAUUGAGGAGAACAGAGUAUGUGAUCUGCUUUGUUCUGAUGCUGGAUGCUGGGGUCCCGGGCCCAGCCAGUGCCUGUUAUGCAAGAACUUUAGUCGAGAUAGCAUAUGUGUACCUUUCUGCAACCUUCUGCAAGGAGAUAAGAGGGAGUUUGCCAAAGAUGGUGUUUGCCUCCAGUGUCAUGAAGAGUGUCAGAAAAUGGAAGGAAGUCUAACCUGUAAUGGAACAGGUGCAGACUCUUGCAUUCAGUGUGCACACUUCCGUGAUGGGUUGCAUUGUGUCUCUGACUGUCCUCAUGGAGUGUUGGGAGAAAAAGGACGAGUAUAUAAGUACCCUAGUGCAAAUAAGAUCUGUUUGCCUUGCCAUGAGAACUGUACAGCAGGGUGUGUAGGACCUGGGAUAAACAACUGCAUCAACAUAGCUUUCCCCAAGAUUUCAGAUAAAGCACAUGCAGUGGUGGCAGUUUCAAUUGUAGCGUCCGUCUGUGUUCUCUUUUGUUGCAUCCUGCUGACUCUUCUGUACUGGAGGGGGCUGAAAAUCCGCAAGAAGCGAGCUAUGAGGCGUUACUUGGAGAGGGCAGAGUGCCCUGAAAUGAUGGACCCCUCAGAAAAGUCCAAUACAGUUCAAGCUCGUAUAUUCAAAUGCACUGAGCUGAAGAAACUGAAGAUCCUGGGCUCUGGGGUGUUUGGCACUGUACACAAGGGUGUUUGGAUUCCAGAAGGAGACUCUGUUAAGAUUCCAGUCAGCAUCAAAGUUAUACAAGACCGGAAUGGAGCCCAGACAUUCCACGCUGUUACAGAUCAUAUGUUGGCGAUGGGAAGCCUGGAUCAUCCCUGUAUUGUCCGAUUAUUGGGUAUCUGUCCAGGAACACAGCUGCAGUUGGUUACUCAGCUUCUCCCUAUGGGCUCAUUACUGCAGUACAUUCGCCAGAAUAAGAACACCGGUGCUAUUGGUCCUCAAAUGCUGCUUAAUUGGUGUGUGCAGAUUGCUAAGGGCAUGUAUUAUCUGGAGGAACAUCGCAUGGUUCACAGAAACCUCUCAGCUCGCAACAUCCUCAUGAAAACAACCAAUCACGUGCAAGUCUCAGAUUUUGGUGUGGCAGAUCUGUUGUACCCAGAUGACAAGAAAUAUUGCUACAAUGAAAUCAAGACACCCAUUAAAUGGAUGGCUUUGGAAAGCAUACACUUUGGCAAAUACACUCAUCAAAGUGACGUGUGGAGUUACGGUGUAACAUUGUGGGAAAUGAUGACAUUUGGAGAUGAGCCAUAUCCAGGUAUUCGUUUGUCUGAAGUGCCAGAUCUCCUAGAAAAAGGCGAGAGGCUUCCCCAGCCAGUUAUCUGUACCAUUGAUGUCUACAUGGUCAUGGUGAAAUGUUGGAUGAUUGAUGAAAAUGUUCGGCCAACAUUCAAAGAACUGGGUAAUGAAUUCACUCGUAUGGCCCGAGAUCCACCUCGGUACCUGGUCAUAAAGCGGGACAGUGAAGUUCCACAGUCUCCUGUCUUCGCAGAACAGCCAGCACUGACUGAGAAAGAAGUGGAGGAGGUGGAUACCGAUUUAGACACAGAGGAAGAUGAAGAUAUAAAUUCACAUCCUAAAACUCCCAGCACUGUCUAUACAUCACGGCAGAGAAUAGACUAUUCAAGGAGUCAAAGUGUGCAAAGUUCUCUUGCUGGGUAUCUUCCAAUGAACCAGACCACUGGCAGCGUUACUAAAAAGGGCUCUGUGCAACGAGCUGACCCAGUUCCCAGACGGGGAAUGCGAAGAAGGGAGGACUCCUUGGGCCGUACAGUAUCAGAGUCAUCAGAGGGCUUUUGUACCUUAUCUGAUAUGGACACGGCAGAAUACAUGUCAUAUGGUGGUGGAAGUUCCCGCUCUCGCCUGGACAGCGCCUAUCGUUCUCAAAGGGAAAGCCUUCUUCCUGGUACACCAGAUACAGAUAGCGAGUACAUUAUGCCACAGCUCAGCCAAGGAGACAUUUCCCGGGACAGUACACUGAAAUCUCUGGAAUCCAGGUCUCUGACGCCAUGCAUGCCCAGUGAAGAUGAUGAUGAUGAUGAUGAAUAUGAAUAUAUGAACAGAAAAAGGCAGCCAUCUGAGAGGUUGGAGUAUGAAUACAUGGACAUACGAGGAGCAGGAGAUGCAAGCAGUGAAUGCAAAACAUCUACAGGAGAGGACAAUAAAGAUGAUGAUUACAACUAUGGGAACAAGGAGGAAUAUGAAUAUAUGAAUGAACAGAGAAGAAGCAAUAGCCAGGACCUGAUCAGUGAAGAUGCAGAGGAGUAUACUUACAUGAAUCGAAAUAGCCGGAUAAGAAUGAACAGCACCACAGAUGAAAAACAGGGCUAUGAGGACAUGAACUUAAUUGCCAGCCACCCCAAGUCCUUGGACAAACCUACAGUGAUCCCACAAACAUGCCACAGAGAGGCACUGCAUAAAGGGUACAUUCAACCCCUUCGUGAACUUGAAGUGAAAGACUGUGCAUUCGAUAAUCCAGACUAUUGGCACAGCCGCCUGUUUGUCAAGAGUGACUUGCAAAGAACAUAAGAAAAGGAGACAGUAAAUCUCCAAGACAAACUCACACCUACUUCACUGUAUGUUUGCUACUCAAAAUGGACAAUUUCUUCUGUUACCUCUCCAUCCUUGAUGUCAGCAGCUGGAUGCAGCAUGCUUUUAGCAGUCUUCAGCUGAGGGGAAACUGAAUGAGGCACACAGUGCCUUAACAUUACCGGGUUAAUUGUAGGUGAAGAUCAGGCCUUUUACUGGGAAAGGCAGAAUAUGCAGACCAUUUAGGACAUUCAGAACCAUCACUUUCUAGGACUACUUGUUAAGGGAUUGCAUUGGUGCAAGGUUAUAUCCAAUAGGUAAAAGACUGUUAAAAAGGCUAUAAAGGAUUUUAAGAAGAGAAGAAUUUCAUUG
Molecule: messenger RNA, 4413 nt
Organism: Nanorana parkeri
Lineage: Eukaryota; Metazoa; Chordata; Amphibia; Anura; Dicroglossidae
Gene: ERBB3
Product: erb-b2 receptor tyrosine kinase 3
Exons: 29
Coding region: 31-4041 (1336 amino acids)
Biological process (GO): cell surface receptor protein tyrosine kinase signaling pathway; positive regulation of kinase activity; multicellular organism development
Cellular component (GO): basal plasma membrane; signaling receptor complex
Molecular function (GO): protein tyrosine kinase activity; neuregulin receptor activity; neuregulin binding
Source: RefSeq, a predicted model, not a curated record